AUGCCUGUGGCUUUCGAGGGUAAUGUAGGCACGGCAAGCGCCGGCCUAACGGAGAUGAACGCAUUGCAAAAUGACGGAUCCGGUGCACGCGGCGGCGCUCGUUGUGACGAAGCGGCUGCUUCUGCUGCUGCCCCUGGCUACACAUUCACGCCGCGACACCUCACCGACGAGGAAGGAACGGACGUGUUGGCUCAGGAGGUGCUGGAGCUUCUUGAGCGUAUGCGGGUGGAUUUGAACCAGCUGAAGAGUUCUGUAGACCUCCGUGAGAGCACCGAGCGCACGAUGUCACACGCGGCCGCACGCUAUUUGAUGGCGUCAAGAUGGGCGGCUGAGCAGCGAAAGGCAAGCGGUACGCCUUCCCCGCAGCGUCCUCUUCCUGGCAGCGGCUUCUUUUUCGUGCCCAUGGCUACAGCCCCGGUAAGGAGCCUCACGCUGCGCGGUGACACUUGCGCCGCCACUUCACCGCCGCCGCCACCGAAGCAGCUGCAGCCGUCCAGGUAUCGCCCAGUUGAUACGGCACCGCCGUGGAACGCCUCCACAAGUCUGCAAGGGGGCGAAAAGGGUGUGGUUCCGAAGACGCCGGAUGAGUGUAGGACGGUACGUGACCGCCUGCCACCACCACCCCCUACAAGGGUGCGGCACCAGCAGGAAAUUGGUGGCGACGCGGAGACGUUAAAUGUAGCUUGCGCGAGUUUGGCGUGGCCCGUUGCCCUUAUCACGGAUGGUGUAAAUGACGACCCUAACACUGUAGCCAAUGUGUCCCGCAUGGAUGACAUUCAAGUACGGGAUUUUUUGCGGCGACUGAAUAUUGUGGGGAUGGAGCUAGCAGAAACUGAAGGACACAUCGAUGAUCCAGUUCUGAAUGGUGUUGCACUUCGCCGGCUGGUGGCCAUUGCGCUGAAGUGUGAUGGCGGUGAAGCAAACACCUAUAGCCCAGAUUUCGUGUUGAAGCCAAAAACUAUCGAUGACGUUCGACUGAAUUACGUAACAGCUUUGAAUAUGCUCCGAGGAGCGGAGAAAACCACCUCGUUUUGCAUCCCCCGCGAGUGCCGUCUCAUACGGCCCGAGAGCGUCAUUGUGCGAGGUGAUUCUGCAUUGCUCUUUCUGCUGAUGCGCACUGUCAUUAGUGGGUUUCUGCCGACGAAUUUGGAACACUUGUGGGCCGAGCCAGCAGUGACGUGGCAGCCCGACCCGCUUCAAGGCAGUUAUGCCCCUAGUGCGAUGCGCUCUCUCGAACUGGCAGUGUGCAGUUUUUUGUUUUCGCAGGACGUUCUCCCGGACCCUGUAGCCCAUCAACUUCCGUCCGACGACAAAAUUGUCCCUAACGCACUCAAUGCGCCAUUCUUGUCGCCACAGCGAAGACAUUGGUGCAUUCGACGGGAGGAAUUUCCUUCACUGUAUAUCCCUUCAGUGUUUCCUUUUCUGACAAACGGCACAACACUGUGUGAUUUGGUGGAGGGGCUUACCGGUAGCCAUAUUCCCGUCCACAGAAAUCCGAGGGUAAAGCUGAACUGCAUCGAGAAUAUUCAAUCUGCGUUCACCGAGCUUUGGAAGUACUGCCCGGUUAGGAUGAGCUCCUUCUUCAUCGACGCCCCGCAUCGUGUAUUUUACGGCGACCGACGCUACAUCCUGUUGCUGUUGGAGGAUAUAAUGAGACUGGUAGAUGGCGCUCCUCCACGGCGGCAUGCCCCGCGGCCCACGGAUGCUCCGUACCUCGGUUCGAGGCACUUGUUGCACGUGGCGCGUGGGGGUCUUCCUCUUUCACCAAAGAGACCCUCUCUUGUUUCUUCGUCUACAAUGCCUUUGUGUCACCCUUCUGACUCUUUGGUGAGGCAGUCUGUGGCGAAUGAGGAAGGCGAGCCAAAGCCGCGCAGCCCUGAGCCACAGACAGUGCUGCGUUGCGUCAUUGCGUCGCCGUUGUCGGCGAGUAGGGUUGCAAACCUGGCCGCACCGCAUACGGGAAUCUCCACCGACCCUGCGCCGCAUUCUGGAGAAAGCGUCGCUGUGUCUGGUGUAGUCAGCAGUGUACCGCUUGCGAUGCUGAGCGGCCUCGAUUUCACGAAGGAGGACGUGGAGACUGCGCGGGGAUGGUUGGUCGCUGUUCUCGGCUCGGAUUUCCGUUAUACCGCUGCGGAUCAUUCCUUCUUUAUCUCGGGCCAAGAUCUCCAGCUGCAGGAGCCUUCCCUUGUUUUCUCUGAUGGCGUGGUGCUGGCACACUUGAUACGAACCCUGGAGCGGCGUCGCUGCGCUCAACUCGAGUCGAUUGAGGUUCGUGCAAAGGCUGCAGCGGCGAAGCGGCGCAAUAUUAGGAAGUGUGUCUCGUUCUUGCAGACUGAGAGGCGAAUUCUGUUGGAAGUUCCGCUACUGGAUGAGAUACUCUUUACUGGCGAUCUGCGUGGUGUUCUGUACGUUACACAAUGCCUCAAGAAUACGUAUCGUCACGCCCUGAGAACACACAUUGCAUAG
Molecule: messenger RNA, 2466 nt
Organism: Trypanosoma grayi
Lineage: Eukaryota; Euglenozoa; Kinetoplastea; Trypanosomatida; Trypanosomatidae
Exons: 1
Coding region: 1-2466 (821 amino acids)
Source: RefSeq, a predicted model, not a curated record